GACUCAUUCACUCAGUUUAGUCUGCAUGAGUGAGCGUGAACGCGAAUCGUGGAAACAUGUCCGCCGUUUAUGUUGUUUGACGUAAAUAUUGGCGAAAAUUAAUAGUUUUGCAUCCGUGUAGUGAUUUUUGGUGCUAAUAAUGUGUGUGUUCGUGUUGUGAUUUGUGCUUAUGCGGCUGUUGUACAAAACUGGUCCAAUGGAGUCUCUCAGAAAAUGGUUCUAUAAACCAAAGAGGGACGACCGGUCGCUGCUUGCACAGUUCUUCUUCGCCGACGAUGCCCUCAACAUGGUCGCUGCGGAGCUGGAUUCGUUCGACGGCCGGAAGGAUCCGGAGAGGUGCUCCACACUCGUCAACCAGCUGAGGCAUGCUCAGGAUCGAGUGCUGAACAUCAUCAGCCAGAUCAUGGACCAGCUCCUCGGCGACGAGCGCGUGGCGAGAGGCUUCCGCGUCAAGUUUCCAGAGGACGUGCUCCAGGACAACUUGGCUGGCCAGCUGUGGUUCGGUGCUGAGUGUCUAGCCGCCGGUUCAUCCAUAAUGAAUCGCGAGGAGGAAUCAGCCGCGAUGCGCCCCCUGGCCAAAGCUCUCACCAGAAGCCUGGAGACCGUCCGGUCGUUGCUCAGAGAGCAAUGCUUGCGACCCAGAGGACUGGCUCUGUCGCAGCAAGACGACAUGCUUCAUGAAAGUCUUAGGAUAUUUGACAAGUUGUUCGCAGAAUUCGAGCUUUGCUACGUGAGCGCCAUGGUGAACGUGAAGACCCCCCACGAGUUCGAAGCGCAGCAGCUCAUCUGUGUGCUGUUCUCCGAGAGUCUACGGAGGGCUUUGAAGCAGUCGCUGCUCACACAGGAACAGGUGGACUCGUACGAUCCAGCCUUGAUGUUCGCCGUGCCGAGGCUCGCCAUCGUCAGCGGGCUAUUAAUAUACUCCAGCGGGCCUUUGAGCAUAGAUAAGUCACCAGAGGAGAUGUCAGACAUGUUCCGUCCAUUCCGCACCCUUCUUCACAAGAUCCGCUCUCUCCUGUGGACGUUAGACCGGCGGGAGCUUAUAGCCCUCGAGCGGUUGCUCUGUACCAACGAAGACGUCUCCAGUUUAGCUGGCCUGGAGAUACCUCAUGGUGCAGAACCUUCGGAGGACCCGUCGUGUCAGUACCCUGAUAUCGGCGAGUUCGUGUCUCGCUUCUACGCUGACCACGCCCCUUGCCGCGAUCUCUAUACCCAGAGUUCCACCGAGCCAACCAUCACUGAGAACGACUACCUGCCGGACUACAUAGAAGUGAUGACGCCAAUCAUCGACGGCCUGCGUCGCCUCGACACGGACAGCGACUCCACUUCGCCCCAAGAACACCCCUCCGACCCUCCCCCGUCCGACACCGCCAGCAUAGACACAUUCCAAAACGACCUCCUAGACGCUAAGACCCGCAAAACCAGCAGAACGGAAAGCAGCGACUUAUCCUCCUUACGGAACCUCUCCACCAACGGUCUCAUGAUGUUCGACCCUUUAGUCAUCAACGCGGGCAACUCGGGCGAACCCUCCAACAGGCAGUUACCUGACCACGACCUGGUGACCUCCCUUAACGAGCAGGUCACUGAAAUAGCAGAUAGAUUAUCCUCAAUAGUUAGCGACGUAGACAUACUAGAUCAUAACCAAAUACAUUCGUUCUCCACGAACGAUGUCCCCACUUUAAUAUCCAGCGAACCGACUGAGCCUUACUUCAGCGGGCCUAAGAACGAACAACUGAGCUGCAUGCCUUCCACUAGUCACGGAUAUUUAAUACCGAACGCGAUAAGCCACGAACCCGUAGUAUUAGCUUCUCUCUCACACAAUAAUUCUGCAGUCUUCACUCAAGAAGAAGAAAGUGCAAUAGCGACGGAUCUCCCUUUAAUUAUACCGGACAAUAUUGACGCUGAUAUUGUAAAUACUAACAUAUGUAUAGCUAACGCUAAUCUGAGCUCGUUAUUACUAACUAAUGAAGAAUUCCGACAGAAUUUCAUUGAUAACAAUGAAGUUGCAAAUGAUAAUAAUAGUUUCACAUCAGCGAAAACGCAUAUAGAGAAUAGUGAUGAUGAUAAAGUGAAGUUCAUGCUUGGUUAUGAGAGCGAACACGAAUCGCCUGUGGAUUCUGGUGUCAGUACUGAAAAUACUAGCUUAGAUAGAUCCCCAGACACAGAAAACAAAGAAAUCAAAGAGAACCACUUCAUGCAACAGAACAGGGUAUUAAAAACGGAAGAAGACAAAGCUAUUAACACAUUAGAAAGUUCCUUUUCCAGUGUAAAUAACGGUGAUGUUAGCGUUAACAUAAAUUAUGAAGAGACAGAUACUCAAAAGAACGAAGCGUCAUCGUCGAUUAAUGUAAAUACGGAUAGGUUAAGUGACGAAGCUGUAAAUACAAAAUCUGAAGAGUUAAGAAUGGCGGAAGAGGUUAUAAACGAGUUGGCAAGAAACAUAGUGGCCGAUUUAAGUACUCAAGACAAUAAUUCCAUGACUAACUCCUCGCCUAGUAGUUCGCGGCAGAAGAAAGAAGAGAGGCGAUUAAGAAAGUCGAGUAAAAGCAAGAAGAAGAAGAAAAUGUGGUCGCCCGGGACCGUGAUCUUGGACAACCGGUCGGCGCAGGCACAGAGCCCGCUGAGAUUGAAUUUGGAUCACUUUGUUGACGAAAGUACGGCGGACGAUGAGCAGAUCGCGUUGGCGCUACAAGCUCAAGAGCUCGCCGCGAGACAACAGGCGAGGGGCAAGUUCAAAUCAAGCGAAGACCUAAUCCACCGUCUGUUCGUCUGCAUCGCUGGCGUCGCGGACCAACUCCAAACGAACUUCGCCGCGGACCUACGUAACAUACUGAAGUCCGUGUUCCUCAUGAACCAGACGCCGGACGCGCCGGACCCGGACCCGGAACCGGAAGCGGAGCCGGACAAGUGCGAUAUCGAAUACGCGGCCACGGAGGACCAGGUCAUUCAGAACGGAAGCUCAUUCGACAGCGUCUACUCUGCCGAGGAAGUGUACGCGGACAGUACAUCGGACACGCCUUCCGAGGGUUCAGACAGAAGGACACGCAGCACGGCGGACAGACAGACGGACAAGCCGCCCGAGCGGCCCUCCCUGCACCCCUCCGUCUCCACAGGAGAUCUCACCAUCAGGGAGCGGGCAGACACGCCGGCUAGCGACCGAGUGGAGCGAGCACCCGAAUGGGUUCCCGACAUCGCGGCGCCAUCUUGCAUGCGCUGCGACUCGCACUUCACCGCCUUCCGUCGCCGCCAUCAUUGUAGGAACUGCGGCAAAGUAUUCUGCGCAUCAUGCAGCUCUAACUCCAUCCCGCUCCCCCGCUUCGGGCAGCUGAAGCCGGUGCGCGUGUGCGAGGAGUGCUUCCGAUCCAUCGCCCGAGGCUGCCGGCGCGCGCACUACCGGUGAUUGAGUCGACAUGCGGAAUAAAUAGCCCGUGUCGAGGUGAAACAUACCUUAUGUCCAU
This is a messenger RNA of Cydia splendana, 3458 nucleotides long. RefSeq names its product lateral signaling target protein 2 homolog. Gene Ontology annotation, cellular component: early endosome membrane. Gene Ontology annotation, molecular function: metal ion binding. Lineage: Eukaryota; Metazoa; Arthropoda; Insecta; Lepidoptera; Tortricidae. The transcript has 14 exons. The coding region runs from base 170 to 3400 and encodes 1076 amino acids. The record is from RefSeq and is a predicted model, not a curated record.